AUGCCGAAGAAAUUCCUGUUUCAGGGAGGUGGGCAACGAAUGAAUUUUGAGGAAGCAGCCGAAAAAGUAAAGCGUCUCAAGCAACGGCCAACGGAUGAUGAAAUGUUGGAACUUUAUGGCCUGUACAAGCAGGCAACAAUGGGCGAUAAUACAACCAGCAAACCAUCUAUGCCGAAGGAAUUCCUGUUCCAGGGAGGCGGGCAACGAAUGAAUUUUGAGGAAGCAGCCGAGAAAGUAAAGCAUCUCAAGCAACGACCAACGGAUGAUGAAAUGCUGGAACUUUAUGGCCUGUACAAGCAGGCAACAAUGGGCGAUAAUACAACCAGCAAACCGUGGAUGAUCGACAUGAAAGGCCGCAUGAAAUGGGAUGCAUGGGAAAAAAGAAAAGGUUUUGCUUUUUUUUUAAUUUUUGUAUUUUUUUACUUCUUUCUAAUUUUUUUGUGGUUUUUGUACUUUUUUUGUAUUUUUUUACUUAUCCCUAAUUUGUGAAA
Molecule: messenger RNA, 491 nt
Organism: Gongylonema pulchrum
Lineage: Eukaryota; Metazoa; Nematoda; Chromadorea; Rhabditida; Gongylonematidae
Source: the annotation of a GenBank genome assembly